CUUUUUAAGUCAAUUUCUUAACCUCCAAUUUACCAAACCAAUUGUUUACCUGGUAAAUGGAAAAACGCAUUUAACUCAACAGAAUGCCAGAGCUGAAAGUGACCCCUUUGGGGGCAGGCCAAGACGUUGGCAGGAGCUGCAUUUUGCUCUCAAUCGGUGGAAAAAACAUUAUGUUGGACUGUGGAAUGCAUAUGGGUUACAACGACGAAAGAAGAUUUCCAGACUUCACAUACGUAACUCCCGAUGGGCCUCUUACUUCCUACAUAGACUGCGUGAUCAUCUCUCACUUCCAUUUGGAUCAUUGCGGGGCUCUUCCGUACAUGUCUGAAAUGGUCGGGUACAAUGGGCCGAUUUACAUGACGCAUCCGACCAAAGCGAUUGCCCCCAUUCUACUGGAGGAUAUGAGGAAAGUGUCUGUGGAAAAGAAAGGUGAACAGAACUUUUUCACAUCGCAAAUGAUCAAGGAUUGCAUGAAGAAAGUGGUUGCUGUUACACUCCACCAGUCUGUGAUGGUAGAUAAUGAACUGGAAAUUAAGGCUUAUUAUGCAGGGCAUGUUUUAGGCGCUGCCAUGUUUUGGAUUAGAGUCGGGUCGCAAUCGGUGGUUUACACUGGAGAUUACAAUAUGACUCCUGAUAGGCAUCUAGGAGCGGCCUGGAUAGACAAAUGUCGGCCUGAUCUUUUGAUAUCAGAGGCCACCUAUGCCACUACCAUAAGAGACUCGAAACGGUGCAGAGAAAAGGACUUUCUCAAGAAAGUGCAUGAAUGCAUCGACAGAGGGGGAAAAGUUCUUAUACCCGUUUUCGCCUUGGGCAGAGCCCAAGAGCUCUGCAUUCUCCUGGAAACGUACUGGGAAAGGAUGAACCUGAAGGCGCCGAUAUAUUUCGCUCUCGGCCUCACAGAGAAGGCCAAUAACUACUACAAGAUGUUCAUUACAUGGACGAAUCAGAAAAUCCGAAAAACGUUUGUUCAAAGGAACAUGUUCGAUUUCAAGCACAUAAAGCCGUUUGAUCGACAGUUUAUAGAUAACCCGGGGCCGAUGGUGGUCUUUGCCACUCCUGGCAUGCUGCACGCCGGUCUCAGUUUGCAAAUUUUUAAAAAAUGGGCCCCUAAUGAGAACAAUAUGAUCAUUAUGCCAGGUUUCUGCGUGCAAGGAACAGUUGGCCACAAAAUCCUCAACGGAGCCAAGAAAGUGGAAUUUGAAAACCGACAAAUUGUGGAAGUUAAAAUGUCUGUUGAAUACAUGAGCUUUUCAGCGCAUGCAGAUGCCAAAGGCAUAAUGCAGCUGAUACAAUAUUGUGAACCUCGCAACGUAAUGCUGGUACAUGGCGAGGCUGAAAAAAUUGCGUUCUUGAAGGAGAAGAUUCAGCAGGAAUUUAAAAUCGACUGCUUCAAUCCAGCUAAUGGUGAAACUAAUAUAAUUUCAACCCCCGUGAAAAUCCCCAUCGAUGUAUCGCUACCGCUUCUGAAGGCAGAGGCGAAAAAGUUCAACGCUUUGCCUCCAGACCCAAAGAGACGCCGGAUCCUGCAUGGUGUUUUGGUUAUGAAAGACAGCAACGUUUGUCUUAUGGAUGUGGACGAUGCUUGCAAAGAAGCUGGGAUCAACAGGCAUGUAAUCAGAUUUACAUCUACAGUGUCCAUAAACGAUAAUGGACCGUCGGUUUCCACCGCUCAUAAGUUGCACACCUUUCUUACCGAUAAAUUGCCUCAGUGGGGGGUGACGUUCUCCGAAGGGGAGAUUUCAGUGGAGUCCGUCUUAGUUAAAGUGGAAGGAGACGAUGACGAGUCGCAGAAAACCGUCUAUGUGUCGUGGACAAAUCAAGAUGAGGAUUUGGGCAGUUACAUUCUAGGCUUGAUCAACGUGAUGGGCCAGUGAAAGUUGAUAUCCUGUGAUUGAAGCCCUUAAGGAAAUUAGUCAGAUUGUUGCUUCGUUGAAAAACAGUGUUUUGUUCAUGGUAUGUAUACCUGAAUAAAUACAUCAAAAAACUAAUUUUGUAAAAUGUAGCGUCAAUAAAUGUUACUUUUAUGUACGUUUUGCAGAAAAGCAGACAACGGUGCGAAUUUUAGUGAAAACAAAGUGUUUAUGAGGUGUGGGAACUAAAUAUAUAUAUUUCAAACUCGA
This is a messenger RNA of Dendroctonus ponderosae (mountain pine beetle), 2120 nucleotides long. It is a transcript of the gene IntS11, whose product is annotated as integrator complex subunit 11. Gene Ontology annotation, cellular component: nucleus. Gene Ontology annotation, biological process: snRNA processing. The transcript is spliced from 10 exons. The record is from RefSeq and is a predicted model, not a curated record. Bases 84 to 1874 code for a protein of 596 amino acids. Lineage: Eukaryota; Metazoa; Arthropoda; Insecta; Coleoptera; Curculionidae.